CAGCUGCUCUAGCCAUGGGUCGCUAUCACCCGAGUAGACGGUGGCAAGCAAUCCCAGGUUUGAUUCUUGGUGCAGCACUGUGCUGCAAGCUAAAUUCGCCUUGCUUCUCAGCAGGCAGUGCUAAGCCCCGGUCGCACUCUGUACAGCGACGACAGGUGUCUGUGCUACUUCCGCUUCUUGGAGCCGAGCCAGCAAAUGCCCUAAGUAAGGAUGAGUCGCUGGUCACUUCCCUCUUCGAGCGGGUGACUCCUGGAGUGGUGUCCAUUGCCAAGGAGGCUCCCCCAGAGGAUUCUCUUGGAACAAAACCAUCUGCUGGACUGGCAGGGAGUGGAUUUGUUUGGGACAAUCGGCAUGUGGUGACGAACUAUCAUGUCAUCAACGAGCUCCAGACGCCCUUUGUGACCUUCCUACUGAAUGACAAUGGAGGCAUCAAACGCAUGAGCUAUUUGGCCCAAGUGGUGGGCUAUGACACCACCAGCGAUGUAGCAGUGUUGGAAGUGCAAAGUCAGGACAAAUCAAGCCUUCCAAAGGGUUUGAUGCAGCCACUUCUGCGUGGACACUCUGACAAACUUCUGGUAGGUCAGAACGUUUUCGCCUUUGGCAAUCCUUUCGGCCUAGAACACAGCCUUAGCCGUGGAAUCAUCAGUGGAGUCUCAAGAAAGAUGGAAGGCACCGGAGGCAGGCCCAUCAGUGGUGUCAUUCAAACCGAUGCCAGUAUCAAUCCUGGGAACAGCGGUGGACCACUUCUGAACAGCGACGGAGAGGUGAUUGGUGUGAAUACUGCAAUCCUAUCUGGAAGCGGAAUGUUUGCUGGAGUAGGACUGGCUGUCCCCAUUGACACAGUCUCGAAGAAUGUUGAAAGCAUCAUAUCGAAAGGCUUUGUGAAGCGGCCGCUUCUGGGGCUGAUCUUUGCACCAGACGUCAUGGAUCAAGAACUCCAACUGAAUGGCAUCAUGGUCAUGAAGGUAAUUCCUGGUGGCCCUGCAGAAUCCGCAGGAGUGCGGCCAAUGCGUGGCGGCCGCUUGGGAGACGUUGUGGUGGCCAUGGAUGGGAAGAAAAUCUCGUCAACUGAUGACUUGUUCGGCAUGCUCGAGACUCGUGCUCCGGGUGAUUUGGUAAAACUUCGGCUACAGCGGCCUAAUGCCGACUUGGACAGCGAAGUGAUGGAAGAAAUUGAAGUUCCGAUCAAGCUUGGCCAGGCGACGGACAAGUGAAGCUUUGAAUGACUUAGAUUUGCUGUGAGAUAUCGGACCUGGCCUCCAGAAGCUCAAAGUGCAGCUUUUCUCUUUCUCUUUGUGACGGGUUCAAGUAGAAGAAGGACUAUGCGGGACUAUGAUCUUCGCAAGAAUACCAUGGAAAACCAUGUGCAUCCAUGGGCUACUUCUCGCAGCGCCCUUUGCGACAAAAAAAAUGCUGCCAC
Messenger RNA from Cladocopium goreaui, 1420 nucleotides. The record is from the annotation of a GenBank genome assembly. NCBI's taxonomy places the organism in Eukaryota, Dinophyceae, Suessiales, Symbiodiniaceae.